Acanthopagrus latus (yellowfin seabream) is the source of this 1149-nucleotide messenger RNA. It is a transcript of the gene sprb, whose product is annotated as sepiapterin reductase b. Gene Ontology annotation, molecular function: sepiapterin reductase (NADP+) activity. The record is from RefSeq and is a predicted model, not a curated record. Gene Ontology annotation, biological process: tetrahydrobiopterin biosynthetic process. Lineage: Eukaryota; Metazoa; Chordata; Actinopteri; Spariformes; Sparidae.
CUCUGAUCCUUUGCGAAGGUCUGACAGGAUGACAGACGUUUUCCCUACAGAUGGCCGGACUCUGGGCCGGUGCAUCUGCAUCAUCACAGGAGCUUCCAAAGGAUUUGGACGGGCGCUGGCACACCAAGUGUGCUGCUGGCUGAAACCUGGCUCUGUCCUCCUGCUGGCAGCUCGAUCUGAGACUCUCCUGCGAGAGCUAAAGGAAGAGCUGAAGGGUUUUACUGUGGAGCGGCAGCUGUUGGUUCACUGCGUAGUGGUCGAUCUGAGCACGCAAAAGGGGGUGAAUGAAGCUGUCAGGGUGGCGAGGCUGGAGUCUGAAAAGGAAAUGGAUCAUGUGCUUCUUAUCAACAACGCUGCCUCUUUGGGUGACAUCUCCCAGUUUUCAAGUUUCACUGACCUGGAUGUGGUGAACUCCUACAUGUCCCUCAAUGUUAGCUCGGCUCUGGUGCUGACCGCAGGAAUCCUGCAGGUUUUCCCGAGCAUGGGCCUGCGAUGGACCGUGGUGAACCUCUCCUCAGUGUUUGCAAUAGAGGCCUUACCAUCCUGGGUGCUGUACUGCACUGCCAAAGCAGCCAGGAAGAUGAUGUUCAGUGUUCUGGCUGCGGGGGAACCAAAUGUCAAAGUCCUCAACUACUCUCCAGGUCCUUUGGACACAGAGAUGCAGAGGGACAUUAAGAGGAUAACAGGCGUCGACAACCAUCCGUUUCCCUGCCGGAACUCUGCGGACAAACUGCUGAAGCUACUUCUGGACGACGACUUCCUGUCAGGGACACACGUCGACUUCUUUGCAGUGUGAUACCAAUAUGACACAGUUAAGAGGUUCCUUAUCGCUUCUUGUAGGUACAGAUGCUCAUGCUCUCGGCUGCUCCAAUCAAAUGAAAGGAUUAAGGAUGGAUUCAAUUAGAACAAAGUUAGCACAGAACAGUAUUGUGCAUAGAAAACAUUAACUUAAAGAAUGUUGGCCGUUCGGUUGCGGUGAUAUUAUUCAUGUAUUUAAUCUGUGAUGUUGGUUUGUAAAUAAAUGUCACUGUUUCAUGUAACUGUAGGUCAAACCUGUUGCUUUUGCUGUUUAUUUCCUCCUCUGUUCAUUGACUAGUUCAUUGUUUGUUGCCCAUGUAAAGCCGCUCUUUAACACUCAUUAAAUGGACA